Molecule: messenger RNA, 3188 nt
Organism: Sturnus vulgaris (Common starling)
Lineage: Eukaryota; Metazoa; Chordata; Aves; Passeriformes; Sturnidae
Gene: RABL3
Product: RAB, member of RAS oncogene family like 3
Source: RefSeq, a predicted model, not a curated record
GAGUGCCCCGCUGGUUGGGCGUUGUUGCUAGGCGGGGUGAAGAUGGCGGCUCUGGACCGGGUGAAAGUGCUGGUGCUGGGCGACUCUGGUGUCGGAAAGUCGUCGCUCGUUCACCUCUUGUGCCACAACCAGGUGCUUGGAAACCCGUCCUGGACAGUGGGCUGUUCCGUGGAUGUGCGAAUCCAUGACUACAAAGAAGGAACUCCAGAAGAGAAGACCUAUUACAUUGAGCUGUGGGAUGUUGGAGGUUCCGUCGGCAGUGCCACUAGUGUGAAAAGCACACGUGCAGUGUUCUAUAAUUUGCUGAAUGGGAUAAUUUUAGUGCAUGACUUGACCAACAAGAAAUCAUCCCAGAAUUUGUAUCGCUGGUCUUUGGAAGCACUCAACAGAGAUGUUGCUCCAACAGGAGUUCUCGUGACAAAUGGUGACUAUGACCGUGAACAGUUUGGUGAUAACCAGAUCCCACUGCUGGUAAUAGGAACUAAACUGGAUCAGAUCCCAGAAACUAAGAGGAAUGAAGUUUUGACCAGAACAGCAUUCUUGGCUGAGGAUUUCAAUGCCGAAGAGAUAAAUUUGGACUGUACCAAUCCUCGUUACCUGGCUGCAGGUUCAUCCAAUGCUGUCAAACUAAGCAGGUUUUUUGAUAAGGUUAUAGAGAAGAGAUACUUUUUAAGAGAUGGCAAUCAGAUUCCUGGCUUCUCUGAAAGGAAGAGGUUUGGAGGAGGAGUGCUGAAGAGCCUUCAUUAUGACUGAGCACUGAACAAGUGGAAGACAACUUCUCUGAGUUCCUAAUGACAUUCCCAUUCCAACUGGGUGCUCAAAGACAGUAAUGCUUCUGUCAAGCAGACUAAAAUGAUAUUACAGCUGGCUAGCCUGCUGAAGGUUCUGUUGUUGGAAAAGACUUGGGAAAGGUUUUCCAAAAACCUAAUCUGGAGCCUAGAGUACUUCUUAGGAUUGCAGACUGUCUAGAUCUAUGGGAACAUCUGGGGAAAGUGUGCAGUAAGUUGAAUGCCUCUCACGCUGCUGUGGGAAACUUCAUCAUACACAGCACAUAUAUAUGACAUCCUUGUCUCCAUUUGGAAAACUUAUGGACAGUCUUUGCAAUGAUUUGCAUUCAUUUACUUCUAAAGGAAAGAUGACUGAGUGGGCCUCUCAUGUACAGUAAUGUGAGCAAAGCAUAACAAUGGGUAAGGAGCGGUCUGGAAAAUAAUAGAAUGCCUUCAUUAAAUGGAGUGUUGUUUCACCUAGAGCACAUUGUUCAUCCCUAUUCAAAAGGGAUAAAAGCAACAGGCAAGAUAUGAAAAAGAUUUGAAGCUGUAAAAAGAAAAUCGUAAGUAGAAAGCAACUGGUGUAAGUUCUGCUGCUUAAAUUAAAAUUGUUUACUUUGAAGAGGGCAAAGGAAAUCAGUCUCUCCUGUUUAUCUUUUCAUAAUUGAUUGUGAUCUUGUUUUUUAUAUUAAAUUAAAAGGCAAUUCAUUGAAAACUGAUGGAAAAAGUAUGUUUUUAUAGAGUGCUUAUUUGGAACAAAUGUGACAUGGUCUUACUGAGCCUGAGGACUUAGUGGAUUCAGAAAACAUGAAAUAUAAGAACAUCCUCUGAAUUAGAAUGGAUAGAAAUUUAGAAGGGAUUUAAGGCUGUGUAAAAAGUAGGAACUGAGCAUGAUUAGGAGGAGAGUUCUGUGAUAUAGAUGUUUCCUUUACAUAGUUAGCACUAAUGAUAAACGAGACUUGAUCUGGUCUGAUCUCCUGUACAGGGUCUUGUUUUCCUAAAUAGCCCAAGCUUUGCAUGGUUUCUCACCUUGCUGGAAUUCCAUGGAGUGGUAAAAGCCACUGAUUUAUGGCAGUUCCUUCUUUCCACUCCUUCCUCACAGGCACCUCUAAUGCUUAAGCCUCUGGCAAAGGCUAACUAAGAGCUGGAGCUAGAUAUAAAUAGAGAUUAAUAAUAAAUGAGGAUAGAAGAAAGUAAAAUGCUGGUGUGAAGUUGACAGGGAGCAGAGUUCUGCAGUCUCUGGAUUAACUCUGCCUGCAGCUCUUCUGGCAGCUGCUUGGAAAUAAAUGGAAACCUGCCUACUGCCACUAAUCAGGCACAAAAAUGACAGCUGGGUUCACCAGUGAAACUGAUUAAAAAUACAGAUACUUUGCUUUUUUAGGUCAUUUCCAGAAAGGUCUGGGAACAGUUGUAAACAUAGUGCAGUAAGUUUUUAAAUGUUUGUGUGAAAUACAUUGUUAGUUUACAAUUAGUUUACAAGCAGAAAAAACAAAGUACGAAUAUAUUCAUAAUUAAGUAAACGCAUGUCUGACCUGUGCAGCUCGUGACAGCACCAAUGUCUGUCUCUGAUCCUUUGACAAUGAAAGCUGGAAUUGUUUUCUUAAAGUCAGGUGCAGUCUUAGGGUAAACAGAUCUGGGCUCCUUCAGGUUCCUAAGGAACUUCAGAGCAGAACAAGCAAGCUGUAGUGCUAUUUCCUCCUUCACGCUGUGGCAUCUUUAGAGUGGCCAAACCUCUGGCUGCAGCUCACCUGGCUGCAUGUUUUAAAGUAGGCCUCUAGCCCAGAAUAAGUAUCUGGUUUGUUUAGAUUUCAGCAGGUAACCACAAUUAGGUAUAUUUUUUUCCUUCUUAAGACAAGGUGAUGUGUAAUGGAGUUGUGCACGUUGAUGAUGUUCCAUUUCUUUUUGCAGGAAGUUCCAGCUUCUUGUCAGAACCCGGAGUAUGUGAGCAGCUGGAGUUAGUUACAUUGCUUUUCCACCUUACGUGCUUCAGCUGCCCAAAAAAGGUUCACCAGACAACUUUUCUGUGUCACACUUGUUUUAUGUGUUUUACCUUUCUUUUCUCUGCACACACAUAUCCCUUCCAUGCCCUGUGACCCUUCUGUCUGUCUUGCCUCUGUCUGCCUGUACCUCAUUCUCCGUUCCUCCAGCUCCCUUUCUCACAAUUACUAUCUCUCUUUCUCUCCCCAUUUGCCCCAUCUGUCUGACCCUCUGCAUCACAAGAAGUCACAAAGACUUCUCUUUGUGCUUCCAGCUCUGCUCUCUGGUUUCCCCUUUUUUCCCAUUUUCCUCUCUGUUCUCUCUACCGUGCAUUGCCUCUCUUGCUGUACCACUGAAAUUCAAUUCUCUGUUUUUCUUCAUCUCUGAUUCUGUCUAUCUCUGGUUACUAUUACAUGCACGCACAUUUCACAUCAAAACAUUGUU